This is a messenger RNA of Helicoverpa armigera (cotton bollworm), 5986 nucleotides long. It is a transcript of the gene cyc, whose product is annotated as protein cycle. Gene Ontology annotation, biological process: regulation of transcription by RNA polymerase II. The record is from RefSeq and is a predicted model, not a curated record. Gene Ontology annotation, cellular component: cytoplasm; transcription regulator complex; aryl hydrocarbon receptor complex. Gene Ontology annotation, molecular function: protein dimerization activity; DNA-binding transcription factor activity, RNA polymerase II-specific; RNA polymerase II cis-regulatory region sequence-specific DNA binding. The coding region runs from base 1033 to 3165 and encodes 710 amino acids. NCBI's taxonomy places the organism in Eukaryota, Metazoa, Arthropoda, Insecta, Lepidoptera, Noctuidae. The transcript is spliced from 12 exons.
GAUGCACUUUUAGCCGUUCAUGAUUGCGCUAGAAUACAACAUAUUGCCUGGCAGUUUGCAGGAAGUGAAAUCGCGCGCGUCUCUCUUUUCUUUAGAGAAGUGGGUUGCAAAUCAUGUGAAAAACUAAAAAAUCGUGUUUUGUGCCUGAAGUGAUUAGUGCAAAGAGAGAUUUUUAUUAGGUUUAGUUAAGUAUGUGUACUAGGCACAAACGCUACACUUGAGAACUAUUUAAGACUACACGUUUGAGUAACAUUACAUCUCAUCAGUUAUUUUGUGCCCAAAAGUGAAAAUAAAUGAUAACGGAGUGGUGAAGAGCGAUGCAUAUAAAGUAGGAAUGCAGGAAAAUAAUUAAAUUAGUGCAACCUUGCAACUGAAGGGCAGCCACGACCCCACACACCCUCAACUACAUAAGUACUCAGAGCGCGCCGAGUGCUAUAGUUUUCCAAAGGUAACACGUCCCGAGGCGGUUACGCCUGACAGCUUGCACCGAUCACAUGCGUCCGAAUUGAACACAAUAUCAAUAGCUUAGCAAUAUAGUUUUCGAAGUGGGUUUCUAGCUAAAGUUUUCGCUAAACAAGUAUAUGAUAGAUUUGAUAAUAAGGGCUGGGUGGGACCAGAAGUUUCGUGAUGAUAAGAAGUGGGCGGCACAGUGUUCUAACUACAGAAAAUAGUAAGCCUGUGUAUUAAACGCGCCUGUGUAUUAUUUUUAUUGGUACAUAUUAACAAUCCUAGCACAAUAAACAAUUCUUAAGAGUUCUAGGGUAGCAUAGAUCAGAAAUAAUUUACAACACGCAUUAAUUUUCGCAAUUCGAAGUUAUCAAGUGUAGUUUGUUUAGAUAUUGUUGUGUGUGGGGCUAAAUAUGUGAGUAGUAAGGGUUGAUGAGCGGCGCGGAGCAUACAGGCUGUGUCGAGGGUGUUGUGGAUAGAUGCGUGUGGCCGGAGCGCGUCGAGUAGUGUCGUGCUAGUGUCGCCAGUCGGGUGACAACGUCGCGCGGUGCGGUCGCGUGGGUCGCGCGUCACGCGGGCCGCGGCAUGGCGCGCGAGUACGCGCGAGUGCACGAGUUUUACUUGCCGCUGCAUGAGUUGCAGCCGCCCGCACAACACUACCACUAUGAGCUGCUACAGGCGAGCGCGAGCGCGGCGCCGGCGUAUGAGCUGACCCCGGGCGGCGGUGGCGGCGGCGUCGGCUGCUCAGACUCCGCCGGCUCCCUCGCGCACAGGCCGCACCAGCCGCCCAUGCAGUCCUCGCACCAGCACCACCAUGACCCCCGCAAGAGGAAAUCUUCACACUACAGCAGUUCGGAGAGCUACGAGAUGUCGGGGUGCGAGGCGCCGCUGGGGUCUGCGUCCUCGCUGCACGCGCCCACGCCGCUGCACACGCCUGCCAGCGCCACACGCAAGAGGAAACCAUCCUCCUAUGGCACGGGUAGCGCGUAUGAUGACGACGGUGGAGAUGACGCACGCUCCACCCGGACCCUACCUGACAAGAAACAGAACCACAGCGAGAUCGAGAAGCGGCGACGAGACAAGAUGAACACUUACAUCUCGGAGCUGAGCGCGAUGAUCCCCAUGUGCGGCGCUAUGGCGAGGAAGUUAGACAAACUGACGGUGCUGCGUAUGGCAGUGCAGCACCUACGGUCGGUGCGCGGGGCACUGUCAGCCUGCCCUCUGACGGCGCGGCCUCGACCCUCGUUCCUCUCAGAACGCGAACUCAAUCAACUCAUUCUACACGCGGCCCACGAUUCCUUCCUCCUAGUGGUAGGAUGCGAUCGCGGCCGCCUUCUCUAUGUCUCCGCCUCCGUUAAACAGAUGCUCCACUAUGAUCAGACAGAGUUGCUUGGCCAAAGCCUGUUCGACAUCUUGCAUCCCAAGGACGUUGCGAAGGUCAAGGAACAGCUCUCGUCGUCCGACCUCAGCCCACGGGAGAGACUCAUCGAUGCUAAGACCAUGUUACCGGUGAAAGCGGACGUGCAAGCGGGCGCCUCCCGGCUAUGCCCGGGAGCUCGGCGCUCAUUCUUCUGCCGCAUCAAGUGCAGAGUAACGGCCGAGGCACCGCCACCCGAGCCCGUCUCCAUCAAGGAGGAGACCGAACCAAUCGCUAAACUGCGCAAGAAGUCCAAUGAGAAGAAAUACUGCGUUGUACAGUGCACUGGUUACCUAAAAUCCUGGGCGCCAGCAGAGAUGUCAGAAGGCGCCGGUGGCACGUCAGAGGUGACCGACGACGGGGAGCAAUGCAAUAUGUCGUGCCUCGUCGCGGUGGGGCGAGCACUCCCAGACUUGGCGCCCGCGCCGGCCUUCUCUUGUUCAGUGGCGCCUACUCGUCAGCUGCAAUAUGUGUCGCGACAUGCCCCUGAUGGGAAGUUCUUGUUCGUCGACCAAAGGGUGACACUAGCACUAGGGUUCCUGCCACAAGAGCUUCUAGGCACGAGUUUGUACGAAUACGUCAGCGGGCCGGAGCUCGGCGCGGUCGCACGAACGCACAAGACCGCACUCUUGCGCCGCGACCCAUUACACACGCCUCCUUACUCCUUCCGCAAAAAGGACGGUAGCCUCGCGCGCCUACAAACACACUUCAAGCCAUUCAAGAAUCCGUGGACGAAGGACGUUGAGUGCUUGGUUGCGAACAACACCAUUGUCUCUGAGUCGCAUGCUGCUGCGCUCGCUGACGCCGCGCAUGCUUCCUAUGACAUGUUCAAGCAGAAGGCCGACGUGGAGAUGCAGCGUCUCAUCGAGUCUCAGGUGGAGUCCCACAAGAUCGGCAGCGCCAUCGCCGAGGAAGCACUGCGUCGGUCCUCCUCAGAGUUCUCGCCAGAACUGCCCGCAGACCUACUGCAGGAUGCCGUCUUCAACCAAAACUGGCCACUAAAAGCAAACGUGGUAUACGAGCAGGCGUCGCUUGUGGACAACAUAUUGGGCGUGGACAUGUCGGGGUACAGCCAGGUGAGGAACAACGUGCCGCUCAGCGCCGCCGCCGAGGGCUCCCCGCCGCCCGCCAGCACCACCCUCCCCGCGGACACCUCGCCCCCCGCCUCGCCGCCCCUGCCUCCCCUCGGCCUCGAUGGCAACGGCGAGGCCGCCAUGGCAGUCAUCAUGAGCCUCCUAGAAGCCGACGCAGGCCUCGGAGGCCCCGUCAACUUCUCCGGCCUACCCUGGCCCCUACCUUAGACGACAAUAACGCACGAUCAUAGUAAAAUAUGUUUGAGGAGUUCUAAUAAGCGCCUUGAUGCGCUUGCAAAUGGUGAUGAGAAAGCCUGUAUCAUGUUUUUCUCAUCUGCCAUUAUUGGUAGGUGAAAACCAGCUAUUUCAUGAAUUGGAGGCUGAUAUAAGUUUAAAUCAGUUAUUGACAGGCGACCACUCUUCAUAAACUGUCUACUCAGAAUACAAAUUAACACUAUUUGAUUGAGUAUCAAACGUCAAAAACUAAGAUUCAAGCAACCCUAAGAAAGUUAGUUUCUAUCUAGACUAAUUUCUAUAUAAAUAAUAGUUUCGGAGUUCUGGGGGCCGCUUAGGGCUUUUGUACCAAGUACAGGAGCGAUCGUGUGAGUCGGCCCCAGCGCGCUUAUCAUCGUUAUCAUCUAUCAAAUAGAUAAGUUAUUAUUUAACCAACAUGUUUCAUGUCUACAUUUAAUGUUAAGGAAGGUUAAACCGGUUCCCACAAAUAAAUUGUCCUUAUGAGAUAGUUCACAGCGCAAUAUUUUCUCCAAAUUGGCUGAUUUACACGCAUGUUCAACGUAUAACGAUGGGCAAUCUGAUUAUUUACUUAUCAUUUAAAAGGAACCAAACCACUCGGUUCGAGUCGAGAAUAAUGUUUAAAUAUUGUGAAAGUUUAUGUAUGUUUUUUUUUGUUAUUUGAUUUAUUGGAAUAAUCAUUUUGCAGUGAAUUAUUUAAGUUCAAUCAUGUUCAUGUUAUAAUUCACCCACAGCAAUCACCACCCACAUCUUUUAACGUUGAAUAGAAUUGUAAUUACCAAACCUUUACUUUUAAAUCAGUCAUUUAUUGUUAAGUAUAUAAACAUUCAUAGCAAUUAUAUUUUUAUAGGUUUUAUGUUUUAUAUAGUUCGCUAUUAUGUCAUCGUUAAUACAAGUUAGGUCAGUCACGUUGUCGAUUGAGGAACUGACGAGCAUAUUUCAUGGGGCCUACAAAUGCAGAUAAUCUAAGCCCCGCUUUUAGCAAUUGUGAAAAAAAAUGUAUUUGUUGACCUAUUUUUAAACGGUUUUAUUUUUUACCAAUAGGUUGAAUACGUAAGUGAAUGAAGUGUUGCUACACUUUUAUGCCUAUAUUUUAGAAAAAUUACAGUAGACAAAUUAUUUUCAUUGAGACCUAUCAUCUCAUAAAGGAAUCAAUUUUGAAAAUUCUAUAUGAAGUUAUUUUUAUUUUAUCAAUAAGCAUUUAUUAAAUUGGUUCAGUCGAACUUAACCAUCCCAACUUUCCAAAACGGGGUCAAAGGACAAUGGGCACUUUGUAUGGAAUUUGGUACCCGCUCCAACAGUAACGUAUGAUAUAUCAUUAGAAAGGUAUUAACGUGAAGAAUAAUAAAAACUAUGGGGCUUGCCUCAAUUAGCUGUCCGAUCCGAGUAACGAUAAAAAAUUGAAUCGACAUACAAGUAUGUCAUCCAUAUAUGCAAAUUCAUUAAGAGGCAUAUUAUGUCGUCAGUGUAAUAAUUUUAAACUCAGUUAACAGACAUCUUACAUUGUUUGAGAUACACUCUAUUAUAAUCUAAAGGUUGUAAUAGUCUAUGGAGUCAUACUACGGAAACACAAUCGUCAUCUGAUUUGACGAAAGCUCAAAACAUUUAUAUUCAUCUUUUUUUAAGAAGAAAUCCAUCAUUAUCUCAGCACGUCUUGACGAGCAAGAUUGAGUCGUAAUAUGUACUAUGUAAACAUCGUCUUCUGACUUUUCAACCUCAAUUGAUUGUAAAGACUGAAAAACUUUCACCAAAUACAUCAGCUAGUUCUGCGUGAACUGCAAAGGUUUGCACAGUCUUUUUUCAAAUCAAUCGGCAGGCAAACAUUCUAAAAAGGCCAAAUUCUAGUUUUUUUGUUACUUUACCAGUUUUUAUUCGAUACAGUUGGAUUUAAGAACUACAUCUACGUUGAUGAUUUAUGAACAUUAUGCAUUCUAUUAGUCGAUGUCACGCGAAAUGGACAAGGAUUUGGGACUAGUCGUCAUAGUAAACAUUUUUUGCCUUGCCAAGAUCUACGCAAUGGUACUACAUUCAACACUGUUGGACAAGGUACCAAAACGCCCACCGUCCUUUCGAAAAUUGUCUUCCUUAUGAUGCUCAGAUAUUUUAAAAUCUUUUAUCUGUAAAAGUCAGUCCCAAUAUUGGAAAUGAAGAGUGGGUAAAUGAAUCCGGCACUCAGGAGUUGCCGUUUAUUAUAAAGUAUAAUAAGAUAGAUUUUUGUAUGUGUGUUUCUAAACAAAUGUACAUAUUAUAGUGUUAACGUAAACACGCUAGGAAGACAUCGGUCAUUAGUCAUCGGCGUGGCCUGUGUACUUUAUUUUUAUCGGAUUUAUUGGUAUUAAUAAUGAAAUAUCACCAAAAUUAUAGUUAUAUUUUUUGUUAUAUUUGCUUGAAUAUUCUGUUAUUUUUAUAAGAUGUUGGCUGAUAUAUUUCAAAGUACAACAGUUUUAUAUGAUUAUCGAGAUUUUAAUUUUUUCAUCUUCAAAUUAUUGAUCUAAUAAAUAGGUACCGGCCACGAUUUUCAGAUGUUAUGUAUAAAAUAUAAUUGGAAUCCAUUGAUAUAAUAUAUUCUUAUUCAUCAACAUAUUCUUAGUACAUAAUAUACCUACAAUAUUGUAUCAACUCUGCUUUCAGUAUAGUAUGUCAACGCCUAUGUUUUGUUUAUAGUGAUAAUUCGUCUUAGAGCACUCUAAUGCAAUGAACCAUAUUAAUGUUAGUCAUGUUGUAUUGUUAUUUACUUAUGUUCAGUUUAUUAAACUAUUAUUAAAAUAAACAUUUGGAAAUAUUGUUUCUUUCAUAA